AUGUACGCAGGAGUGAAUCACAGUGCUAAAGAUCUAGAGGAGUUAUGGAAAAAUUUGAAACUAACAGAAGAGGAGGAAGAGGUGGUAGAGAUAGAGGGCUGUGGGAACGAAGAUAUACGACGGAAAGAUGAACUAAGUCUGAUUGGGAGAGUAUGCUCGGAUAGGGUGAUAGGGAAAGACCUGAUAAGCAAUACCAUGGCAAGGAUAUGGAGGAUCGGUAAGAAGGCUUCUUUCCAAGAAGUUGGGAAAAAUACCUAUGUUAUUACUUUUGGAACACAUGCGGACCUACAGAGAGUAUUGGAAGGAAAGCCUUGGUUUUUUGAUAAUGCUAUGUUUCUCCUCAUGCUAUAUGACGGAAAAAUGAAACCGGGGAAGAUAGCUUUCGACAGUGAAGUUUUCUGGAUGCAAAUCCAUAACUUACCCUUAAGUUGCAUGUCGGAGGAAUGGGGUAACAGAAUAGGGAAGACGGUGGGCAAGGUGGUAGAUGUAGAUACGCAAGAGGAUGGGACUGGAUGGGGUAGAUGGUUAAGGGUAAAGGUGGAGAUAAAACUUAGGAAACAAAUUGCCAGGGGCAGAUUCAUAAGUGUCCAGAAUGCUAAACACUGGGUUCUAUUUCGAUACGAAUCUUUACCAAAAAUUUGUUUUCAGUGCAGCUGGCUUCUUCAUGAUGAUCAGGGGUGCCAAGCGAGCAAAGAAAAUCAGAGAGAGGAGGACCCCGAUGGAAAGCCACAGUUCAGCCCAUGGCUUCGGGCUGAGAUGGCUCCUAGACGUUGGUCUGGCCAAGCGCGUUAUCCAAGCGAUAUGGGAGCAAGGGAGAAAUAG
This is a messenger RNA of Carya illinoinensis, 822 nucleotides long. RefSeq lists its product as uncharacterized. The transcript has a single exon. The record is from RefSeq and is a predicted model, not a curated record. Lineage: Eukaryota; Viridiplantae; Streptophyta; Magnoliopsida; Fagales; Juglandaceae. Bases 1 to 822 code for a protein of 273 amino acids.